UCACUGCGCGCUGCCGCACAGACGUCUACCGCGUUUCGAGGCAGACGUUACGUUCCACCGUUCGGCGCGCAAGAAUCGCCAGCCCAGCUCGUAGAAAGUCGCGCCUGCGCAGAAACUUCAUAGCUAGAAAAUCAUAUAAGAAAAAUACUCGAAAAGAAAACCAGAUCAUAUGAAAAGUGUGGAAUAGCAACAGCAUCAUGCUGCCCAAGUGCAAUCAAAAUGUUGUCCUCUUUUGACUCUGUGGUUUUGCGAUCUUGAAUUUCACUCCCCCUCUCCGGAUUUUGAUCACCACGCAUCCGUAUUUAUUAACUGCCUUGUGUUCUCUGCAUAUCAAAACGCAAAAGUGAAAGUGAUUUUUCGGUGUUUCGUUGCGUGAGUGCCACUUGAAUGACAAAUAUUGAUAUGCUACAAUGAAAACCGGCCACCGACAGCCAACCAAAUAAGCUUCGAGAAGAGAAACUAUCAACGAAAAUAACAUAUAUUUUGUGUGUGCCCAUUGGAUUACGGAAAGUUCCCGAACAGCUCAAGGAUACCAAUCGGGAUUGGAGUACACCUAGCACACAGCGCUAUUAUUAUCAAACAAUUGGAUUUGGAUAUGGCUGCCAACGAGAUUAUGACACCCACAGUCAAUGCGAAUUGUCAAUACUCGACCAGAUAUUGUUGGGAGGCGGAAAAAGUCAAAUCAUUGAUCAGAUUGCGGGCGGAACUGUCGCCUUUGUUCACAGGCAAGCGAAAUGCCUCCAAAUAUGCCUGGGCCGUGGUGGAACGGGAGCUCAAUGUGCCGCUGCCGCUGUCGAAGAUCAUCAAGAAGUGGAACAAUCUGCUGCAGGAGUACAAGGCCAUCAAGAUGUCCGAGGAGCCCAAGCGACGCGAAUGGCCCUUCUUCACCCUGAUGGACGUGUACUUCAGCGACCAGGUGAACGAUCCCUCACUGCGUCUCUUCUCGUCCACAAAGACGCUCAGGGAGACCCUGGACGACAGCGUCUUCGAGGAUGAUCCAAUUAUCGCCUCGGCCAUUGCGGCGGCCACCAGUGGCGCCUACAUGGACAUUGAUGAGCUCAUCCGGCGGCAGAAGGAGCGUGCUGCUCUGGCCGCCGAGCGCAAGUUGGCUGCCGCUGCCAGCGGAGUCACUGGUGACUACAAAUUCGAUCUGAAGCCCAUGCUAUCGAACAGCAAGUUCAACAGCAACAGCGAGAUGGCCAAGCUGUCCAAGAGCGUCGACGACCUCUCCAUGCAGCAGUACAAGAUCAAGCAAGAGAUUAUGCGCCAGCGGGAACAUGAGCAGCAGGAGAACAUGGUCAAGAUCAAGCAGCACGCACGCCAGCAGCAGCAACAGCAGCAGCAGCAACAACACCACCAGGCACAGCAGCAGCAGCAGCAGCGAUUCCUGGGCCACCAGCAGGCCCUGUCGCCGCAUCCACACCGGCUGUCGUCCUCGUCGACGCCACCAGCUUUGCAGCACGCCCUGCAGCAGCAGCAACAGCACAUGCUGCAGCAGCACCAGCUACAGCAACAGCUGCAGCAUCAGCAGCAGCAACAACAUCAGCAGCAAUUGCAGCAGCAGCAGCAACAGCACCACCAACUCGCUCAUCCCCACCAGCCGCACACACCGCGCCCCAGUACGCCACCCACCACGGCGCAGCAGAUCCACAUCACGGCCACCCAGCACCAGGCCGCCCAGCAGCAGCUCCACCAGCAGCAGCACCAGCCGUCGCACAAGCAGCAGCAAUCCUACGCCGAUCCCAACACCAUCGACCAGUACCUGCUGUCGUGGAACAACUUCCAUGGCAACAUGUGCCGCGGCUUCCACUCCCUGCAGAAGGAUGAGAAGAUGGUGGACGUAACCAUCGCAGCCGGCGGCAAGAUAUUCAAGGCACACAAACUGGUCCUUUCCGUUUGCAGUCCCUACUUCCAGCAGAUCUUCCUGGAGAACCCAUCGAGUCAUCCCAUCCUGCUGAUGGCCGACGUGGAGGCCAGUCACAUGGCCGGUCUGCUCGACUUUAUGUACAGUGGCCAGGUGAAUGUCAAGUACGAGGAUCUGCCCGUGUUCCUGAAGGUCGCCGAGGCCAUGAAAAUCAAGGGGCUGCACACAGAGAAGAACCUGGACAGCGAUACCAGCGACAUAAGUUCGCCGCAUGAAAGCGACGGCACCGAGUGCCGUUACGAGCGUGGAACGCACAGCGUGAACAUCACCAGCGGCCAUGCCGCCGGCUAUGGAGGAGUACCGCCGUCGCAGCAGUCCUCGCCGUCGCCUUCGCUCAAUGGACCCAACCGCUGCCCCACGCCCCUUUCCAGCGGAGGUUCCGGCAAUCCCAAUUACGCCGGCUUCCGGGAGCACAUCAAGUCGAAGGCCACGCUGGCCGAGACCUUCAUGAAGAAUCUCAACAGGAACAACAACAACAACAGCAGCAGCAACAACUACAACCACUUGGGCGGCAGCAAUGGCAGUCUCAACCUGACGGAGGCGGAGAGCAACUCCUUUGCCAUCCUGCAGGCGAACAGCAAGAAGAUGCUGGACUCGGCGCGCAAGCAGCACAAGUAUCUGGCCAAGCGAAAGGUCCUGAUGCACUACAACACGGAGCUGGGUGGCGAGAAGCGGCUGAAGGAGAUGGAGCGGGAACGCUAUCCGAGUGCCGAGCAGCAUGACGACGCCUUGAACAACAACCACAGCCACGCCCAGGACAACAUUAUGGAGCCCAUUAUAACGACCAUUGUGCCACAGACGCCGCCACCAUCCACGCACAACAACAACAACUUCAAGAUCCGCCUGGUGGAGAGCCAUCACCUGACCAACAACAACAACCAGAACCAGAACCAGAGCAGCAACAACAACAACAGCAGCAGCAGUCCGGAAUCCAACAACUGCAACAACGAUGAGGAGGCACUGAAUCUGGUCCAGAUACCCAAUGCCAACGGGAGCAGGAACAGAGAGGCCACGCCCACAUGUGCGACUCCGACGCCCGACAUUCAGCUGAUCAAGCGGGAAGUGGAGACGGAACUGCCGCCGGCGGAGAACCUAAGUAACAACAAUGGACACGUCGACGAGAUGGCUGGAGCAGGAUAUGAUCGCAAGUACGAUGACAACAACAACAACAGCGGAUUGGACAUGGAAACGGACUCGAACAACAACAACAGCAAGCCGGGAGGCGACAACAACAAUGGUCUAGCAUUGGCGCUGGGCAAGCACAAGUUGCUGAGCGCGAUCAAUAGGAGCAUGGAGCAGAAUCACCCAGAUCAUGAACAUCACGAUCGGAAUGCCGAUCACGGCGGGAACAACUGCAACAGCGACGACAACAACAACAAUCACAGCCAGCACCUGGACCUGAGCACCAUCAAGAACAUAGCCACGGCGGAGAUCCUGUGCGGACUGAAGAGCAAGGUGCUCAAGCUGGAGGAGGAGCAGCGCGAGCGGGAGCGCGAAAGGGAGCGGGAACGGGAAGCCUGUCGCAGUCUUAGCGAGAUCAAAAAUGCGGAGUGAUCCCCACGAUCGAUCGUCGGUGGGUGGAACCCACACGGCCCAGACAAUUAUGCAUUUGAUUACACACAGCAUGGAGCGGAAUCAGCCGAAUCUAUGUUUGCUAAUUAUAGUUAUUUAUUAUACCACUUAAUAUCGUUAAUGUAAUUGUAAUGACCUGACCCCACAUGAACAUUGGUUAGUUUGGUAGGCCUAGCAUUCGCCCAGCACACCAUUUAGAAUCCCUAGCAGCUAAGACUCACGAAUCAUUAACGUAUCGUAUCGUAUCGUAUUGUAUCGUAUUGUAUCGUAUCGUAUCGUAUCGUAUCAGAUCAGCUGAUCAACGAUCGGUUUACAAACUUAAUUUUAGCACUUUGGAAAUUGGCCCUGUUGCAAUACGAGUUAAGCCCAUGUUAAACAUAUUGAUAUCGUUUAAUAAUGUAUGUGUAGAGCAGUAUGUUGUAGAUUAAUACGCCCCCCAGUCGCACUUUCGACUUCGAUUUUCAGCUCUUACAUUAUUUAUACACACACAUAUCGUACUACGAAUGUAUCUCAACACCAAUCACGCAUGCAUAUGAACACCCCCCCAUACAUACAUACAUAUUGCCCCAUAUACCGACGAGUAUAGUAACGACAUCGGCCCCGACCAUAUGUAACCAUGUAAAACUGGAACGGGCCGUCAUCUGCAAAGGAUCAAAAAGAAAGGAACAAUAUAUGUAUCUCGUUUUUAGUUUUAACUUGCCAGACCUUUUCAAUGAGCACUCAGAUAACUCGGUUACAUGCGAUCGUAUUCAGCUCGGCGCUCAACUUUCACCCAGAAGUGGUUCCGGAUCUUGUUAAUUGUUGUACAUGCCCAUGUGCCUGGAACCCAGCCCCAAGUCCCCAAAAUGAAUUAAACGCACGACUCUUGGGUCCACGAGCCCCUCUCUCAACUGCAGAUUGACCAGAAUUAGCAAUGCACAGUGUAACUCGUACAAUAUUUAUUCAGCUCCUUUACAUUAAAAACAAAACUUGUGUAAUGUUUUCGCUGUUGAACAUUUUUUUUAUUGUAAAUGAAUUAAUGAAUGAAUAAAGAACCCAACACAUUCAAAA
Drosophila mauritiana is the source of this 4546-nucleotide messenger RNA. RefSeq names its product broad-complex core protein. The record is from RefSeq and is a predicted model, not a curated record. Gene Ontology annotation, biological process: regulation of transcription by RNA polymerase II. Gene Ontology annotation, molecular function: protein binding. Gene Ontology annotation, cellular component: nucleus. The transcript has 5 exons. Lineage: Eukaryota; Metazoa; Arthropoda; Insecta; Diptera; Drosophilidae. The coding region runs from base 596 to 3478 and encodes 960 amino acids.